AUGGCGAAAUCACAGAACCACAUCCGGGCAUCACGUGCAGAAGCGGAUUUAGGCAAACUCUUGACGUCGUUGACGUUCGCUAUAUUUGAACCGAUCGACGGCAACAACGGUCGGAUAGAAGUAGUCCUUGUGCGGAAAGAAGGCAACGCGACAACAACAAUGGUAAACUCUAGUAGUAGUAGUAGUAGUGGCGGUGGCGGUGGCGGUGGCGGUGGCGGUGGCGGUGGCGGUGGCGGUGGCGGUGGCAGUGGCAGUGGCAGUGGUGGUGGCAGUGGCAGUGGUAGUGGCAGUGGCAGUGGUAGUGGUAGUGGUAGUGGUAGUAGUAGUAUACUCACAACCAACCCAGAUCAUGUGUCAGUAUAA
Molecule: messenger RNA, 363 nt
Organism: Corticium candelabrum
Lineage: Eukaryota; Metazoa; Porifera; Homoscleromorpha; Homosclerophorida; Plakinidae
Product: serglycin-like
Exons: 2
Coding region: 1-363 (120 amino acids)
Source: RefSeq, a predicted model, not a curated record